This is a messenger RNA of Cololabis saira (Pacific saury), 1936 nucleotides long. RefSeq names its product small integral membrane protein 29 (gene smim29). The record is from RefSeq and is a predicted model, not a curated record. The coding region runs from base 271 to 579 and encodes 102 amino acids. Lineage: Eukaryota; Metazoa; Chordata; Actinopteri; Beloniformes; Belonidae. The transcript has 5 exons.
CGCUGCUGCUGCUGCAGGCGGAAGUUUAAUGCGCUGCUGCUGCUGCUGACACAAGCUUUCUGCUGGAGGAGUCUCCCAGAGAUUUGUCGCUGAUUAGGGAGGCGGCGGGACCAUGUGGGAGUCACAUGAGCAGCGAGGAUGAGGCGUAAACAAGGGGACAGCUCUUCUGCCUGGCUGCCUGAGAGAGGGCUCUAGAGAGGGCUUUAGAGAGGGUUUCCUGCUCAGGUCCUGCACCGGCUGCCCUCCGGCCCCCCACCGCUGCAGCUCACCAUGAACAGCACCACCCAGCCCCCUGCCACCGUGGAUGGGGCCGUGACAGUGGCCUACGUGCUGGUGCCCUUCUUCCUCAUCACCAUCACUGGGAUCGCUGCUGCUGUGAUAUUGUACGUCCGUAGGAAAAGAAGAAUCGACAGGCUUCGCCAUCAGUUGUUACCAGUUUACUCGUAUGAUCCUUCAGAAGAGCUCCAUGAGGCCGAGCAGGAAAUUCUGUGGAGAGAGGAGGACACGAGGAUCAUUCAGAGUUGGGCUCAAAGUUAUCAGCAGAAGCGUCCUCUUCUGGCCAAAGAUGUGAAUGCAUGACGACGGUGAAGCCCAGCGGGGAGAGUAUUGGAGAAUGACGGGACAAUCUUCUCAGAAAUCAGUCAUCUUUUAACUCACACUCACCACUAUCCCUGUCUGUGCUCCUUUUUUGCCAUUUAUCCCUGAAAAGCCCUUUAUUUGUCCUGUGUUACAUGCAGAUCGAUUGCUCAUCCGUGCAGUUCUGAUGCCAAACCUGCAUGCCUCUGACUUAUUUAUUUGAAACUAUUUAUACGACAUGUUUUUAGUGUGGUAGUUGAUAACGUCAGAGUCCCAGAAGGCAGGAGAUGCAGGCUCACACGCGUUGAGUCUCUUGUUUACAUUGAUAAUGCUGUGGAUGACAUGUGGUAAGAAGCGUUGUUCCUGUGGGUUGCAGUAGGCAUUUCUGCCGAUCGUGAGGCGCUGCCUGUGUUCAGUGUGGUGAGACUAUGAAUGUUGUUGCACUAGUUUAUAAAACAAAACAAGCCUGUUCGGGUUGGUUUUGGUGCAGGGGUUGUUUGCGUUACUGCUUUGUUUCGGUGAAACUGAUCGAGUGCGAGUGGGCUCCCAAGACCAGUUUUGUUACCUUUUUGGUUUCCUUUCGAGUCACAUGUUUGAACAGCUCUCCUUCAUUUUUAAGUUGCCUACAGAAUUAAAGUAGUUACCUUGGAAUGCACUUUCUUGUGGUUUUGCCAGACCCUGAGACUUAUUAAUGGCUUGAAAUGCCACAUUUAGACAUAAACAGCAACUUAGACUCAUCUCUUUAGCCAUGACUAGUGCCCAAAGCAUGUCCUGUCUAUAAGGCACGGCAGCAGUGAAGUUACUUGUGAGUAAUCUGUUAAGAUGAAUUCCAUUGAUCUGACUGUAUCAGGCGCUCAGGAAACCUGUUCUUCCCCCUCGUGUAGGAACUUCAGUUUUAUUGCCUUGCUUUCGCUGAAUGUAAACCAAGUGGUUGAAUAGAAGUACUACUGAACAGAGAAUUUUAUAGAUGCAUCACAUGUAUUGGUGCUUGAGUAUACCGUAAUUCUCUGGACCCAGAAAUAUGAGUUUCUACACAUGGGAUUUUUUUCAAAAUCUAAAGAUGAAAUAUGUAAUUCUUAAUUUAAUCUGUGCAAAAAAAAAAAAUCAGGAUUGCUUUUUGUGUUGAAUAUUUUUGUACCAGGUGGCACUUGUUGAGGAAACUACUGAUGUAAAUGGCAAAUGCAAUAUUGGGAGCACCGGUACAAAGUUUUUCUCCUUUCAGAUUCAGUUGUACAGUUGCUUUAAGAUUAAGGAUGUUGAAUAAAAGUUGACCACUUUUUUUUGUUUUCUGAGCUGCAUUCACCAUUUCCACUAACCCUCAGAUGAAGUUUGUAAUAAACGGCACUUGUGAAGAAAAAAA